Molecule: messenger RNA, 589 nt
Organism: Cataglyphis hispanica
Lineage: Eukaryota; Metazoa; Arthropoda; Insecta; Hymenoptera; Formicidae
Gene: RpL23
Product: 60S ribosomal protein L23
Exons: 4
Coding region: 110-532 (140 amino acids)
Biological process (GO): translation
Cellular component (GO): cytosolic large ribosomal subunit; ribosome
Molecular function (GO): large ribosomal subunit rRNA binding; structural constituent of ribosome
Source: RefSeq, a predicted model, not a curated record
GUAGAAUUACUCCAACUGGAAAUAUAUCCCUAUGAUUCAUCGCACACUGUCACACUGUGCGCUACAAAUAUACACAUUCAGAUUGAAUUCUUCUUUUUCAUAAUUCAAGAUGUCGAAAAGAGGACGUGGUGGGUCGGCGGGAGCCAAAUUCAGGAUAUCCCUGGGUCUACCAGUUGGUGCGGUUAUCAAUUGUGCUGAUAAUACGGGUGCCAAGAACUUGUAUGUUAUCGCAGUACAAGGUAUCAAGGGCCGAUUGAACCGUCUGCCAGCAGCAGGAUCUGGUGAUAUGAUCGUAGCCACUGUAAAGAAGGGAAAACCUGAACUUAGGAAAAAGGUGAUGCCUGCAGUGGUUAUACGGCAACGGAAACCAUUUCGCAGGAAGGACGGGACGUUUAUAUAUUUCGAAGACAACGCCGGGGUGAUAGUUAAUAACAAGGGUGAAAUGAAAGGAUCAGCUAUUACGGGACCUGUUGCGAAAGAGUGUGCAGAUUUAUGGCCAAGGAUUGCAUCCAAUGCUAGCAGCAUCGCAUAAUCUAUUUGUCAUAAAAUUCUGUGUACCCAUUACAAAAAAAUAAAUCUGAUACCCAUA